This is a messenger RNA of Megalopta genalis, 2811 nucleotides long. NCBI's taxonomy places the organism in Eukaryota, Metazoa, Arthropoda, Insecta, Hymenoptera, Halictidae. The record is from RefSeq and is a predicted model, not a curated record.
CGGAUCAAGAUCAGGAAAAGGAUGGAGACCAAGAAGGUUUACGUGAAGAGGCGGACAGAGUUCGGCAAGCAAUGCGUCUUUUCAGUGACGGAGCCGAGCCUGGACGUGGAUUUGCCACCGAAUCCGGCCGACAUGCGCGAUUACGUGAAGAAGUAUCGCUAUAACGCCACUGUGCAGAUGUCGACGCAAUUGGCAGAGCACGAGGCUCAAACGACCACAAUACCAACACAAGACACCGGAAUGUUUCACUUCGAAGGCGGAUGGCCCAAGGAUAUCAAUCCGUUGGAUGAAGAGAGCACAUCGAGGUUCCGCAGAAGGGUAGAGAAAGAAGACAUGUGGGCACCGAGAUUAAAUAAAUUGUUCGGUGUAAUGGAAGGAGGUGUUCUUCAAAAUGGCGCGAUCGACAUAUACCAGCACUAUUUCGACGACAUGGUGCCGACGAAGCUGGUGCGACCAGUCAGUCUCAGAGCAGUGGCGUCGUUCACGGACCCAGAACACCUGAAGAGACCGGUGACCGAUAUCUCUGUGUCCCCGGAUGACGGCAGAAGGAUAGCGGUUUCCUACAGUUUCUUGGAGUUCGGUAGACGAGCAGACUACAGCAACACGGUGUACAUCUGGCAGGUCGACAAUCCGAACGAGCCUUACAUGGCGCUGGAGCCUUUCUGUCCAUGCGUGGCAUGCGAAUUUAAUCCCCGGGAUCCUGCCAUCCUCAUCAGCGCUCUUAUGACGGGCCAGGUCUGCUACUGGGAUACCAGAGCGAGCACGAAACCUGUUCAGUACUCUGAUCCGCUAUUCAGUCACAGGGCUUACGCGAACGGAGUGACGUGGGUGCCAUCGAAGAGCAACGCAGAGUUCUUCUCCACCUCAUUAGACGGUUGCGCAAUGUGGUGGGACACGCGACGGCUUCGACGACCAACCGAAACUCUGAUAUUCGACCUGGAGAAACCGAACGAGCCCAGCAUGCACAAAGCAAUUGGUGUCUCCAGUCUGAACUUCGGAGCAAUGGUAGGAACGAAGUUUAUGUUCGGCAUGAACAAUGGUAUCGUAGUGACUGGCUCAAGAAAGGCGAAAACGAACGUCGAGAAACUGGCUACGAAGUUCCAAGCCCAUACUGGACCGGUGGUUGCUGUUGAUCGAAACGUGUUCAACCCCUCUGUGUUCUUAUCUAUUGGCGACUGGACGGUGAAGGUGUGGGAUGAAAGCACUAGAGAAGGGAACUUAAUCUCCACUCUGUAUGUUAAUAAUCCAACAACCGGAUGCUGGGACAAGAUAAGAAACUCGGUUUUUUACGUGGCGACGGACGCCGGAACUCUGAUCGCCUUGGACCUUCUUCAGAAACUCGGGAAGCCAAUUUUUAGGUUGCAAUUGUGCGAUUCGAGGAUCACGGCAAUAGCGCCGUACGAGGAAGGGACGUUCAUCGCCCUCGGCAACUACAACGGGACCUCGUUCCUCGUCGAAUCGACGAAAUUUCUUCAACGCUUCUGCCGAAAGGACAGGGCAGCGCUGUCGGAGUACCUAGAAAGAUGCACGAAAUUAACGAAAGCCGUGGACGUACGGCUGAGGGAGAUCAAAUUAAUGCAGAAACUUACGGCCGAGGAGGAAGAGGAAGUGGCCUUGCAUACUGCUGCCUCUGCUCUCAAGGUCAAGGAGAAGAAGAAAUCGAAGAAGGAUGAUAAAGAACAUCACGCAGAAUCGAAGAAAGAUAGGGAGAAAGACAGGGACUCGAAACAGGGCAAAGAAUUGAAGAGAAAACUUAAAAACUUCAUGACCACGGCGCAGCUCACGGAGGCGGAAAAUAAAUACUUCGAACUCGUAGGACAGGAACUGCUGCGGUACGCGAACGUGAGUGAACCGGAACUGCGUCCAACGGGCCCGACAUUAAUAGGGAAGAAACCGGAUCGCAAACCGAAGCCACAGCACGAAGACCAUAGCGCGAAGAAGGGCGCGGCAAGGGCAUCCGUUGGACCGAUCCACAAACGGAAACGAUCAACUCGUACAAAAUCAUCAGCACGAAAAAGAAGUUCAAGCAUACCAGCGCCCUCUCUGCAGAAGGUGGAACAAGUAGACUCCCUGGUCUCCGCGAAGAUAGACCGUCGAGAAAAGAAAACGAAGAAACAAAUGGUCAAAUUCCGGCUGCCGGUACCCUGCAAGAAAGAAGUAUGCAAACCACAAGUCUGUUGCUUCAGAGAUAAAAGAGGGCCGAGGAAGAAGAAGGAGCAGCAGACGAAGCCGAAGGCGAGGCUUUCAGACUCGAUCUCCGCAAAGUUGGACGAAGCCUCGAUAUCAACGUCGAUGAAGUCUACUCGCAAGAAGAAGGCCAUGCAAGCAUUAAUUCGCUGGAAAAUGACGAACUUGCCUACGGAGCUGGUCCAGGAGGCGAAGAGAGCCAGGAGGGAGCUCAGAGAGUCACCUUUCAGAAAAGUCUCCAAGAGUACGCCUAGGGACGAGAUCGCGAAAGAGGAAAGCCGGGUAAAAAUCAGCGAGAGCGUGCGAUCGCGUAAAACGAUCGAAUCGGAGACGCAUCAGGAGAAUGACGCCGACGACGAGAAGAAGGAGAUUUCGGAGGAUGCAGAGAAGCCCGCAGAGGAAGAUUCGUCGGCUGGAGAAGAGCGGAGGACAAGAGUCAAACGGGAUCCAUGCGACCUUCCAAAAUAUCCGAGCAUCUCGAAGCAGUUCGCGGCGAUGUUGAAUGCCCCGAUGCCGCAUUCGGUCGAGCGGGCGAUCGUUGAGGUAAAGGAUCUCGUAAAGGAGAUGGAAUCGAAAAAAGACAGAACUUAUCCACGAAUUUCGGAGUUUCACGUGAAGAUGUGA